This is a messenger RNA of Parastagonospora nodorum SN15, 2022 nucleotides long. RefSeq lists its product as hypothetical. Lineage: Eukaryota; Fungi; Ascomycota; Dothideomycetes; Pleosporales; Phaeosphaeriaceae. Gene Ontology annotation, cellular component: nucleus. The record is from RefSeq and is a predicted model, not a curated record. Gene Ontology annotation, molecular function: histone H4K20 methyltransferase activity; protein binding. The transcript is spliced from 2 exons. The coding region runs from base 1 to 2022 and encodes 673 amino acids.
AUGCCGCCUUCUAAAGCGGAAAAAAGGGGACUCACGCUGGAGAAGCUGGCCUCGUACGACGACGUGAUCACAGAUGCGCUGGUCGACAAGGUGGGCUACUACACCAGUAGCACGCGACAACAAAUCUACUACUGGGCGACUAUCCGCAAGAACCGCGGCACGCGCUUCACCGCAUCGCGUGGCCUUCAAGAGGAGGAUAUCGCUGGUGUUAUCCGUGAGCAGGUGAUCUGGGACAAGGACCCCGUGGAAGCCGUUCAACAGCUCUUGGACCUGCCUGGAUUGCGCAAGUACAUGAAAGGCCUCAGGGAUGAGAAGGACCAGGACCAAUUCAAGCGCCAUCUUCGACGUUAUGUCAACAUCUACAUGCCAGACUGCCCAUUCGAGGUCACCACCACGAACCGCUAUACCAUCACCGACCACGAAGCAUCCAUCACUGCCCGCCGUGACAUCAACCCGCGCGAGGAAAUCAAGUACCUGACAGGAGUCCAGGUUGCUAUGACAGAAGAGCAAGAGAAGACUCUAGAAUUGGCGCGCAAGGACUUCAGCCUUGUCAUCUCAAGCCGAAAGAAGACGCGCUCAUUGUUCCUGGGACCCGCACGUUUUGCCAACCAUGACUGCGACGCCAAUGCGCGCCUCUCCACGAAGGGCUAUGAUGGCAUGCAGAUUGUUGCAGUGAAGCCCAUCAACGAAGGGGACGAAAUCACGGUUUCCUAUGGUGACGAUUAUUUCGGCGACAACAACGAAGAGUGCCUGUGCCACACAUGCGAGGAUCGGCAACAGAAUGGCUGGGCGCCUAUGAAGCGCGUUGAAGACAGUGAUGACGAGGACAUGGAAGAGGCAGAAAGCCCAGUCGAGAAUCCAUCAGAAGCUACAUCCAGCGGGACUGCUACCUCGGGAGGGAAACGAGCACGCGACAUCACAGAAGAAGACGCGGGUGCAGACUUGCCUCCAACAUCCAAGCGAGCCAGGAUCGAAAAGAAGCCUUCGCCGACGAAAGCGCGCGCUUCCGAUCAUCUUCGUGAAGCGACGCUCAAGAAGGUUCACAGCACAUCUUCGCUUCGUCGCGAGAUGCCAGUGUCAAGCAUCGAGGACCCGUCUGCCAACAUCAACGUCACUUCUCCGCAAAUGACACAAGACAUUCGCAACCAACAACGCGACGGUCUUCUCACCGUGAGUCUGGAUGAAACCAGCUCGUCCCGCGAAUCGACACCACAAUCACCACUGAUGGCUGCAUCGCCGAAGUCUUCGCACUCUACCGAUGCCACGUCUGUCGAUGAUGAGCAUCAUGUGGAUAGUCUCCCAAAGAUUAAAGUUGAGCCGGAAGUUGUACACGAGAACCCCGCUUUGGGAGUGGCUACAGUGAAGGAGGAGGUCAUUACAACGACGGUAAACGCCCCGUGGCCCUCGCCGCCUGCAGAAGACGACGAAAUGUCUGAUCUCAGCGAGCUCUCCGACAGUAUGGAAUUUGACAGUGUAAAGCAACAGAUCGUCAAACGCAAAUUUCGCCCAACGCUCCGCACCACGCGGUCCAAAUCACGUUACGAAGUUCACAAUCGCGUUGGCACACCAGUCUCGAGCGCGGUAGGGCAGGACGGCGAAUGGGUUGAGAACCCCCGCAAACCCGGUGACUACAUGACCAGCAGCUCGCUGCUUUCGGCCAAAUUUAGCAAGUGGGUCGAAUGUCAGACCUGCGACGUACAGUUUGUGCAGCAGGACGGGUACAAUACCCGCAAGGAGUGCCCGCGAUGUGAGCGUCAUUCUAAGCUCUACGGAUAUGCUUGGCCCAAGACCGAGCGCGAGGGCAAGCAUGACAAGGAAGAGCGCAUUACAGACCACCGUAUCGUACAUCGUUUUGUCGAUCCAGAUGAAGAGCGCGAGCUGAAGCGCGGCAAGACGAAGAAGAUCCUCAAAGAGUCCAUUCGCGAGAGAUUCAGUACACCUCGAAGCGGCAGAGAAAGCAUGAGUGCGAGUGUCGAAGUUGAUAGUGGACGUAAGAGGAGGCGAGUGCGCAAGACGAUGUAA